Molecule: messenger RNA, 5026 nt
Organism: Closterium sp. NIES-67
Lineage: Eukaryota; Viridiplantae; Streptophyta; Zygnematophyceae; Desmidiales; Closteriaceae
Source: the annotation of a GenBank genome assembly
CAGAGCAGAAGCAACAAGGGUACCGAAACAAGCCUAGGUACAGCACAGCACUAGACGGUACAAGCACAGCCAAUCAACCUUUCCAUUCAUGCGUCCCUAAUUUCUCGCGUUUAGUCUAGCUCCAAGCACCUGUCGGUUUCGCGGAAGUGACACCACUCGCAUUGUGGCUUGGAGUCGCUUAGGCUGCUAUCCAGUCGCUAUGACGGCCAUUCGGGGAUAGUGAGAAACGACCGAGAAGCAGCACCAGGAGACGGCGACGCGCCUGCCUGGGGCACACCAGUAGGCCUCGGUAAUGCCUGCUCCACCAGCAGUCUCACCUCCGCAACCCUCUUCUCCAGACCAACCUUCCCCUUUCCUCCCUGCCCUCACACCUGAAGCUGCCCUAGACCCCUCUGCUACUAACGUCACAGCCAUCACCGCUCUGGCAGACCCUGCGUUUACCAAGCCUGAAGACGCCGAACCUGUUGCGGCAGAUUUGAGGGCUUCUGUGCAGGCAGAGCAGCAGCAAAAGCAGCAGAUUCCGUAUCAGGCACAGCAGGGCGUCGAAACAGCAGUAGCAGGAGGAGGAGCCGCAGAAGCAGCAGCAGCAGCAGCAGCAGCAGAGGCAGGCAAAGAGGCGUGGGCAAGACAAGGUAGUCUGCCAACUGCAGGCGGGCCUGCUGCAGGCGCGGUCGUGGCGGGGGACGCAGCAGCCACUGCGGCAGCACUCUGCGGUCCGGAGGCAGGGGCGGCCGGAACAGGGGCGCAGGGAGCAGUGGGGCAGGGGGUAGGGGAGCAGGGGGCACGAGAGCGGGGGGCAGGGAAGCAGGGGGCAGGAGAGCAGGGGGCAGGGGAGCAGGGGGCAGGAGGGGUGGUGGGGCAAGGGGCUCCGGGGGCCGAGGCAGCGGCACAAGGGGCAGGGGGAGCAGGGGGGGCGGGGAGAGGGGGGGGGGGAGCAGCGGAGCCGGAGCAGCAGCUGGCGGAGGCGUGGCAGCGGGCGCUGGACGAUGCGGAGGUGGAGAUAAGGAGCCAGGCGAUCGAAAACGAGUUUCUGCGGUCCAAGCUGCGCGUGCUGGAAUGGCAGAUGCACAACGGGGCACUAGCAGGUACUGCCCCGCCUGACGUGGACGGUCUCCUCUCCCCUUCCUCCGCACGCCUUCCUGCUGCGGCUACUACAGCCGCAGGGCUUGCAGGUCUCACUGUAGGGGGUAACGCUACAGGUGCGGCUGGUUUAGGCGCGCCUGGGGUAGGCGCAGCUGGGUUAGGUGCUAGUGUAGGCGCGUUCACCAGCUCGCCAGCCACCAGUCCGCAGGUAGGGACUGGAGCAGCAGGGGUAGGAGGUAUAGCAGCAGCAGGUGGGGAGGUAGGAACAGGGGGAGGUGCCAUGGCUGCUGCAGCAGCGGCGGCAGCACCAGGAAUGGGAGCGCCAGGAAUGGCCGGGCUAGCAGGCACCAGUGGUGGAAUGGGAGGGAUGUUAGGGUCCGAUCAGGUGGUGACUGGGGAAGGUGGUAUCGGGCGACUGGGUGGGAUGGCAGGGGACGGAAUGGGCGGGGGAGGGGGCGGGGACGGGGCAGGGGGAAUGGGAGGGGGAGGAGGAGGGGGAAUGGGAGGGGCGGCGGAGAAGGACCUGGAAGCAGCUCUGCUGGAGCGGCUGCUGCAGAAGCUGUCGGUUAAUGGGACCCUGGCUGCUGCUGUGGCACAGGCAGCAGGGGGGGAGAGGGGCGGUGUAGGGGGAGGGGGAGGAGCAGGAGCAGGAGCAGGAGGAGGGGGAGAGGGGGCAGGAGGGGAUGGUGGCAUCAUGGGGAAUGGGGCCAUGAACGGAGGGGCAGGGGGCGGGCUAACUGGGCAUGUGCUUGAUCGUGAGCAUGACAGCCUGGCGUUGACUCCGUUUGACCGCCAGUCGCUGGCUGUGCACCCCUCCAACUCCACCUCUUCACGGCAGCUAGCUGCGUUGCAGCCUUUUGCAGGGGCGUCAGGCCCUGGGGGUUCCGGCGGUGCGAGUGCGUCUGUGAACAUGGGCGAGUUGAUGCAGCGGGUGGCCUCUCUGGAGGAGCAGGUCAGAGCCAAGGACAAGCUGCUGGCUGCUGCUCAGGCACGGGAAGCACAGCUGCAGGCAGAGAAGCGGUCAUUGGAGCGGCGAAUGUCUGAGCUCCGACUGGCGUUUGACGGGCAGCAGCAGAACCUCAUGGGGUCGGCCCAGAAGGCCAUGGUGUACCGGAAGGACGUGCUGGAGGAGAACGUGCGCCUCACCCGCGCUCUGGAGCGAGUGGAGCAUGAUCGCAUGCUCUUCAUCACCACCCUCACGCCUUUAGCGGGGGAGUUUGGCCUCUCUGCCACGGCCAGUGCUGACUCGCACCACAUGCUGCUGUCCGUCAAGGCUGUGCUGCAGCAGCUGCUCACCCGCACCACUCGCACCAACGAGGGUCCGUCAGCCCCUCUCCCCACUCUCUAUGGCACCACGGAUCCCACUCUCUCUGCGCUGCUGCUUGCUAGUGGCGCCAACCCCUCCAACCCUGUGCUUGCUGCAAACGCUCUCUCUGCCAACCCCCUCUCUGCUGCGGCGCUCUCUGCUGCUGCCUCUCCCCUGCGCCACUUGGCUGCUGGGGGUGGAUUGCCCACUGAUCCGCUGCUCUUGCGACUCGCUCUGGCACAGGCAGGGCAGCCCUACGACCCAGCCUACCUCUCAGCAGCAACAGCAGCGGCGGCAGCAGCAGGCACAGGGUUGAAUCCGUUUAGCUCGGUCCUACACCCGGCCACUGCUCUCCCCCCCAUCUACUCCUCUCCUUUGGCCUACCCCAGCUUGCAGCCGGCCCUACUGGGCUAUUCUCCCGCUCAGCAGCAGCUGCUGCUGCAGCAACAGCAGCAGUUGCAGCAGCUGCAGCAUCAGCAACAGCAACAGCCGCAGCAGCCACUGCAACAGCAAUUGCUGCAAGCACCCCCGCAGCAGCAAGCAGCGAUGCAGCAGCAAUGGCAGCAGCAGCCCCAAGCACAGCAGCAGCCACAACCGCCACCACAGCAGCACUGGCAGCAGCAGCAGCAGCAGCAGCCGCAGCAACAGUAUAUUGCUCAGCAGCAGCAGCCACAGCAGCCGCCACAGCAGCAGUAUCUGCAGCAGCCGCAACAAUCCCCACCACCACCCAUGCAGCAACAGCAACAACAUUACCAGCAGCAGCAGCAGCAGCAGCAGCAGCAGCAGCAGUACCAGCCACUGCAGCAGCAGCAGCAGCAGCAGCCACAGCAGCAGCAGAACGUUGAGCCUGAAAUGUCUCUUAAGGGCGGAUUUUUACCUGCUUCCUCUGCCACUCCUGGUGCUUUUUUCACUGCUGCUGGUACUGCUGCUGGUGCGCUUGGCCCUGAGGCCUCCAUGGGUAACAGGAUGGGAGGAGGAGGAGGAGGAGGAAGCAUGGGAAUGCAGCAGCAGCAGCAGGGGGGGGUGGAUGGGGCGGGAAGCAUGGGUAUGGGGCAAGGGCAGGCGAUGGGGCAUGCAGGUGGCGAUGGGGCUGCUGUGGACUUCAGUGCCAGCACAGCAGGGGGAGCAGCAGGCAUGGGGGGGCCUGGGGCGAGCAUGGGAGGGGCGGGUGACCCUGCUGCUAGCUGGGGUGGUGGCCUGGCACCAAUAAACGAGGACGAGGGGCAAGGCUUGGUCAACAACUACACUGAGCCUCAGCUGCAGCAGCAGCAGCAGCAACAGCAGCAGCAGGAUUUCCAGCAGCAGCAGCAAGAGUAUCAGCAGCCGCAGGAGUAUCAGCAGCCGCAGGAGUAUCAAGCACAGCAGGUUUACCAGGGGCAGAUGGCUGAUCAGGGUGGCAUGGACCCCAAUAUGGAUCCCUCCCAGCAGCAUGCUCUCCAGCAGGAGGAGGGGCAGCAGCAGGUGCAGUAUGCACAGGACGACUACCAGCAGCAGCAGCAGCAGCAGCAGCAGCAGGAUUACCAGCAGCAGCAGCAAGAGUACCAGCAGCAAGACUACCAGCAGCAGGAUUAUCAGCAGCAGCUUGAGCAGCAGCAGCAGGAGUACCAGGGGCAGGAGUAUCAGCAGCAAGGGGGGGAGGACGCAGGGCAGCAGGAGGGAGCAGCGGAGGGGCAAGGGGGGGAGGAGGAGGAGGAGGGGGAGGAGCUGCUGCCGGGGAUAGAGGGGCUGAGGGUGAUAGGCGAUGCUGCCAUGGGCAACAAGCUCACGGCAUGUGGCCACUCUGUCAACGGCACCAAGCUCUGCGUCUUCCAGUGGGUGCGGCAGUACCAAGACGGCACUGCUGAAUUCAUCGAAGGAGCGUCAUCACCUGAGUAUGCGGUGUCAGCCGAUGACUGCAACGCCAUCAUCGCGGUGGAGUGUGUGCCGCUGGACGAGGCGGGCAGAAGGGGAGAGUUGUCUCGAGUGGUGGUCAAUGAAGGCAACUUGAUCCAACUCGAGCCCACGGUGCAGGAGACGCUGGCAGGAUGGCUGGCAGAAGGCUCCACCCAGUUUGAAGCCACCCUGGUGGAAAUCAGUGAGGGCGAGGAGCCGCAGGAGCAGCAGCAGACGCCGCAGGCAGUGACGCUGCAAGUGAGGCGCACCGACUUUGUGCUGCGCAAGGCCAAGAAGGCGCUUAUCAAGGAGCCCUGGGGCAACCUUACAGCGGUGGAGAUCAGUGUCAUGCACCGCAUGUCGCUCUUCUUCAUUCUCUCCGAUGGCCGACAGCUCUUCCUUGACUUCAGGGAUGCCAGGACGAGGGACCUGGCGGCGCUGAGCAUGCGACAGUUCAAGGCGAAUGUGCAUGAGAAGGGCUCCUCGCGAAAGGGUCUUGGUUGGCUCGGGAUCAAGAAGCCAUGAGCCUUCCGAAAGCUCCAGUUGGUUACUGCCAAGGUUUUUCUCUGGGACAUUUACCAAAACAAUGUGGUUUCUUUUCUAGUUGGUCACCUUUAAUUUAAUUUAUCGUAGUUUGUAUAAAAUUGCAAGGAUACCAGAUAAUCGGUGCUUUGCAUCAGUGGUGUGGCAGACUUCAUGGAGAUCUUAUGGUGAAAGCAACAUAAUUGAUUCAGAGGCUGAAUGCGAUUUGUCUAGCGACGGAUG